Molecule: messenger RNA, 1982 nt
Organism: Odocoileus virginianus texanus
Lineage: Eukaryota; Metazoa; Chordata; Mammalia; Artiodactyla; Cervidae
Gene: ZNHIT1
Product: zinc finger HIT-type containing 1
Biological process (GO): chromatin remodeling
Cellular component (GO): Swr1 complex
Molecular function (GO): nucleosome binding
Source: RefSeq, a predicted model, not a curated record
GCGCAGGAGCACUCGUCGCCGGAUGUCAUGAUGCUACGACCCACAGCACGUGAUUUAGCACGCGUGCGCAGUAGGCCCAUCUCGCAGCUGUGUUGUGGAAAUGGUGGAGAAGAAAACUUCGGUUCGCUCCCAGGACCCUGGACAGCGACGGGUGCUGGACCGGGCAGCCCGGCAGCGCCGCAUCAACAGGCAGCUUGAAGCCUUGGAGAAUGACAACUUCCAGGACGACCCCCACGCGGGCCUCCCCCAGCUGGGCAAGCGGCUGCCUCAGUUUGAUGAUGACGCAGACACUGGAAAGAAAAAGAAGAAAACACGAGGUGAUCAUUUUAAGCUCCGCUUCCGAAAAAACUUUCAGGCCUUGCUGGAGGAGCAGAACCUGAGUGUGGCGGAGGGUCCUAACUACCUGACGGCCUGUGCGGGACCCCCAUCCCGGCCCCAGCGCCCCUUCUGUGCUGUCUGCGGCUUCCCCUCCCCCUACACCUGUGUCAGCUGCGGUGCCCGGUACUGUACUGUGCGCUGUCUGGGCACCCACCAGGAGACCAGGUGCCUGAAGUGGACCGUGUGACCCUGGGCGUCCCCAGAGAGGAAGAUCCUGUGCAUUGCCCAGCCUCAGAGAGAGUAUCACCGAAAGAAAAGAUGCUUCUCCCGGACCAGGAGGGCAGCCCAGCAAAGCCCGUGUCCUGUCCUCCAGGGAGACCAGCCUUGCUUCCAGGGCCGGAGGCAGGGCGGUGCCUGAGCCCUCAGAGUGCAGUUGUAAUAAAAGGUCUCCUGCGAGGAUGAGUGUAUUUUGAGUCCCAGGACUGGUGAUGGGGAAGUGGAGUGAGGGCUGGGGACUCGGAAAUAGAAGGGUAACACAGAAGGAGCCAGCCCUGGCUUUGUCUCUGAUUCUUACCCAAAGGGGAGAGGCUGGGCCCUUGUCCUUGGUGCCGCCCAUCUGAGUUGUCCUUAGGAAGCCUGUCUUAUCAUGGACUGCGGUGUGUGAUUUAUUAGUAGUAGAGAAAACCCAGACAUUUCUGGGAAGCAUCGGAGUUCAUGAUACAGAGGCCUCUGUUCUUAGUGGCCCUGAUGCUACUGAUACAACACUGUGGCACUAGAGCUUCUUGCACCCACACCUUCUCUUAAGCAGAUUAUAAGCCAUGAGCUCAAAAAUGCCUCGGAGUGGCUGUCUUCAGGCUCAGUACCUUGUUGCAACACAGCAAGGCAGAUGGGUAGGAAAUAUCUGUGACACAGGUUAUUUCAAUAAGCUAUUAAUGAGAUCCAGCCAGGUUGGUGUCAGGGGCCUUCUUAGCUCUUCAGCCCGCUUUUGGGGACUUCCUUGUGAUUGGACACUCUCGCCAGGUGUUACCAGUCUCUUCUUGGGAAGUUGCUUGCUCGCUCUCCUGGAUACUGGUGGUUGGGCAAGUGGUAUUGGGUGACAGCGUCAUGUUGAAUGGUGGUAAGGACAGGGUUUAGGAGACAAUCCUCAGCGUGGUGGUUUUCAGAAAUGGCUGUAAAUUUUUUUACCGUCCUUCAAGCAUCAAAAAGUGGCUGUCGGUCACCUUCCCCUGGAAUCUGGUCAGACUUAACGACUGCUUGGACCAGUAGACAGUGGUGGAAGAGGGAUCAUGGGACAUGAAAGGCCAGGUGGUAAAAGGCAGUGCAGCUUCUGCCCCAUCCCUCGACACUUGCCUUUGGAGCCCUUGGCUGCUUCGUAAGAAAUCCGGCCGUCCUGAAGCUGCCAUGCUGUGAGGAAGCCCACUGUGUGCAGGUCCUUCCGUUGACAGGUCCAGGUGAGCAAGCCUUCAAGCCAUCCCAGCCCAGGCUUCCAUCAUAGAAGUGAAGCUGCUUCCUGAUGAUUCCAAACCCCAGACAUCAAGUCACCCUCACCCAUUUGAGUCUUCCUGGCUGUGUCCUCAACAUCUUGGAGCAGACACUGGCCAUCUCUGCUCUAAAUUCCUGACCUACAGGAUCCAUGUGUAUAAUAAAAUGGUUUAUGCCUUUGA